This is a messenger RNA of Hydra vulgaris (swiftwater hydra), 777 nucleotides long. The record is from RefSeq and is a predicted model, not a curated record. NCBI's taxonomy places the organism in Eukaryota, Metazoa, Cnidaria, Hydrozoa, Anthoathecata, Hydridae.
AUGUUUUGUGAUCGACCAAAUCCUAUUCCUAAAGAUGCACGAUUGCAUGCAAAAUCUACUAUUUUAUUUUCUUCUUCUGCAGUUAGAGUAGUUGGAUGUCCGGGUUUGGCUCCAAUUUCGGUUACUCCAGAUAGUCGAACUUGCAAUGAACUUCUUGGAACGCCAAAAGUUUUACAAGCAGCUCUCUGUGAAAAUCCAUUUCUUACAGCUUCAACUGCUGAUAUCAUAGAUGCAUUAUUCCAUAGACAGUGUUUUCCAAAUGGUAUAUUUAGAGAUGUUGUAAUUAAGUAUCCUGGUUCAUGCCAUGAUUCAUUUAUAUUUGCAAAUUCUACUCUCAAGCAGACGCAAGAGUUAGAUCCAACUGCAGGCUUUCUUUUUGGUGACUCUGGAUAUGGCUUGUCAUCUGUCAUUAUAACUCCAUAUAGUGUGCCAGCAACACCAGAUGAAAUUUAUUUUAAUCGAGUUCAGCGAAAACCACGCAGUGAAGUGAAGCGAUGCAUCGGGCGUAUUAAGAACCGUUGGAGGUGCUUACUUAAAAGUGGUGGAGCACUACAAUAUACUCCAACAAUGUGCUGCAGUAUCAUUUUAACCUGUGUUUUACUAGAAAAUAUGUGUUAUUCAAUUGGCUUAGAGGAUCCGGAUGAGUUUGAUAUCGAUGAUGAUGAUAAUAAUGAAGAUGAUGAUUAUCCUGACAGACGACUAACCAAUCAAACCCGACUUGGUAUGAAAAGAAGAGUCCUUGUAAAAAACUAUUUAUUUGCUAAUCCUAAACUUUAA